CCCUUAUUCUUCUAUUUGGCAUCUGAACGUUUCUAUACCAUUAGACACAUUAAUUCAAAACCAUUGCUAUGAGUCAAACCGCAACUGCAUCACGGCUAGCGCAAUUAACGCAACUUUCUUGCAAAAUAUUCAACAAUGUAUAUAACCCGACAGCCGUCCGUACAGGCAACAAAAUUUUAAGAAGACGACUUUUGGGCCCAUCGUUAACAAGUUAUUACCCACAACGAUUAUUCCACUUUCGCGAUCUCAAGGCUCUGUAUCCUACUAUGGGACUCGUCGAUUUAGAUGAAAAGGAGCGUUUAGAAGAAAUUAAUAGACGAAAGAGAAGAGGAAAGGGCGCACCUAAGAAGGGUCAAGGUAAACGUGCUAGUAAUAAGAAGCGAUAAGGCUCUCAGCCGCUCGUCUAUUUUUCGUUCUUUUUUGUAAUGUCUGUAUAUAUAUAAAUGUGGAUGAUAUUGUUGAUGUACCUCGACUUGGUUGAAUGACACAAUCCUAUCUAUUCACCCCAUGGAUUAAAAUAAGCAGUGGAUUUUUUUAAUUAAAAGUAAAGACUUGUCAGCUGCCCGCACAGUGCAUUGAAAAGUUGCAAAACGUCGAGACGUGGGGGGCGUUCCUUUGAGACAUGACAAAGAUGAUAGGCAUGCGCUUUGAGAAAUGGCACACUGUAUCUAAGAGACAGGAUCUAUUCCUUUCGUUUUACGAGAAAACCAUUUGUGCGCCUCACCACACUUACAUUCUUGAG
Messenger RNA from Mycotypha africana, 742 nucleotides. Its product is annotated as mitochondrial ribosomal subunit S27-domain-containing protein. Bases 69 to 386 code for a protein of 105 amino acids. NCBI's taxonomy places the organism in Eukaryota, Fungi, Mucoromycota, Mucoromycetes, Mucorales, Mycotyphaceae. The transcript is spliced from 2 exons. The record is from RefSeq and is a predicted model, not a curated record. Gene Ontology annotation, cellular component: mitochondrion.